AUGGCCAAACAGUUUUAUACACUAGGUGAAAUUCUCGCCGUCGCCCGCCAUCACCCUUUAUAUAACACAAAUGCUAGAUAUCCGCUUUCCCCCACCGAGGUUUUGUCAGUCAUCACAGCCGCGCAGUCCAAUGACAAUGCUUUACAAGAAUACCGGAUCAAUGAGAAGAAGGACAUGUACGUUAAUAUGGUUCGCGAAAUCUGGUAUAUGAUUCAGGCAGCUAAUCACAUUGAAUUAAGCUUCUCUGUAAUUGAAAGACUGGCAGCAGAUGAUUCGCCAGAGAACACCUUCCGUCAGAGCUCUUAUACUAGCGUUACGGGUGGAGGUUGGAGCCGUGGCAUUCCUAUGCUAUUUCUUACUGAUAGCGCAGAGAAUCGACGCCAACGUGAGAGUAUCGGUGCUCUGAUUGAGGCAGUAGGAAUCGUGCAGCCCACAGAUUGGAUAUUGAAUAUCCACGUAUCUGGAUACUUAUAUCGUUCCCUCGAUUUAUUGACGGAUGCUCUAGAGUAUGCUGGAGGAACAAUACUUUGUGCUGGAGGGGAUAUGUCCGCUGAAUUAGUUACCAAGACUCUGAUACAGUACCGGUGUAACUUUCUCACAGGUCCUGUAACGGAGCUCAUCAAGUUAUCUCGGCACAUAUCAGGUCUCCCAUCAGAUGUUCGGAGCCAAAUCCGGGUAGCAAAAAUCCUUUACACCUCCGAACCUUUAUUCCAGUCCCAACGUGACCUUUUGAUGGGAACUUUCAAUUAUCCCCUGAUUUACUCUGGCCUUGGCAGUGCUGAGGCUGGAUUCUGGGCUGUUUCAAAUCCGCAGCUCACCGAGGUUGAAGAUGCCGCCACUGCCCACGAUGCAGCAGACUUCAUAUAUGAUACGCGGACCAUGAAAGUUGAGAUUCUCACCCAAUCAUCAUCUGAUAUCAAUUCGCCCUUGGAUCAGCCCGUUGCUGAGGGUUCCCCCGGUGCUAUUGUCCUCACCUCCCUGCAGCGUCUUCGGAACCCAUUAGUGAGAUAUAACUCCGGUGACAUCGGGUCUUUGCAUCCGCUCCCUGCCAAGGGCAAAAUACAAAUUACACCGGAUGUUUCGCUACAUCUGCGGUUGCUGCGCAUCUACGGCCGCGAUAAACAGUUCAGCUUCAAUUGGGGAUCCAACUAUUUCCUCUAUGACACCGUUCAUAAUGUGAUGCUGACCAAGGAAUUUGGAAUCCUUCAGUGGCAGAUUGUGCUUGGUUGGGAAGAAGGUCUUCAGGGUGUUGAAUUCAUGGAGGUCCGUAUUUUACGGGAGUGCCCGAGCACUGCCAAAGAGUCGAUCCUCCCAGAAGAUGAACUGGUGGCGCGAAUCAAGUUCAGCUUCCUAGUCAUUACAAAUCCUUAUUUCAGAGUUGUUAUUGUGAAUGAUGUGAAUGACUUUGAAAGAAGUGGGACUGGUAGGAAAGUUACACGGAUGGUUGACCGCAGGUGA
Molecule: messenger RNA, 1458 nt
Organism: Penicillium canescens
Lineage: Eukaryota; Fungi; Ascomycota; Eurotiomycetes; Eurotiales; Aspergillaceae
Exons: 2
Coding region: 1-1458 (485 amino acids)
Source: RefSeq, a predicted model, not a curated record